Medioppia subpectinata is the source of this 282-nucleotide messenger RNA. The record is from the annotation of a GenBank genome assembly. Lineage: Eukaryota; Metazoa; Arthropoda; Arachnida; Sarcoptiformes; Oppiidae.
AAACAUGUCAUAAUAAAUAGGAAACAACACAUAAACCAAGAAAUAUCAAAACUAUACAAACUGUAUGGACCGGUGGUGACCGUAUGGGUCGGUCCCAUACCUAUCAUAUUUAUCGGUGAUCCGGAUAUCGUAAAAGAAGCUUUUAGUAAACAAGAAUGCUCGGGAAAAAUUCAAUGUUUGCUUGGAUCAAUUUUCAACGAUGACAACCAUAGAGAUGUGGGAUUUAAUAGUCACUUAGAAAGUGCAUUUCAGUUGAGAAAAAUGUCCAUGUCUACUAUUCGG